Molecule: messenger RNA, 1467 nt
Organism: Clonostachys rhizophaga
Lineage: Eukaryota; Fungi; Ascomycota; Sordariomycetes; Hypocreales; Bionectriaceae
Source: the annotation of a GenBank genome assembly
AUGAAUAUCUCUGAAAGAAAGAAAGAACUAAACGUCAUCACUGUGGGUGGUGGCGUCGCUGGACUCUCCCUAGCGAAUAUGCUCGAGAAGUUUGGAAUCAACUACAGCCUUCUUGAAGCACACACGGAUCUAGCACCCCAAGCAGGGGCUAGCAUUGCGUUACUGCCUACGUAUCUUGGAUCAGCUAGGGCGCUAUCGCAUCUGAGAGUAUCAAGCAUAAACUUAAUUUACGUGGCCCAGGGGGAACAAUUCUCACUUUUCUGUGCAAUUAGAAAAGAGGUACGUCAUGAAUUACGUCUCAGAGUCCCAAUCCAUAUUCUCACCAGCCAUAGACUUGGUUAUCCCCAGGUUUUCACCGAGCGACAACAACUCCUUCGCAUCCUCUAUGAUAACUUGAAAGACAAGUCUCGUUGUAUGACGAACAAGCGCAUUGAGCGGGUUGAGUUGUGCCAAGAUAGAGUCCAAGUUCAUACAGAGGAUGGAUCGCUGUAUGAAGGGGAUGUUGUGCUGGGUGCAGAUGGAACUCACAGCAUUGUCAGAGAGCAGAUGUUGCGCGUUAUUCCAAAGUCGAUCCUCAAGAUCCCUGAUACAUUUUCUGUUUCAGCCGAUGUGCGAUGUAUGUUCGGAAUAUCGGAAAAUGUUCAAGCUCUACUACGUGACUCCGAAGACAUGAUAACUUAUCCCGGACGAAGUUACCUGAUUAUCUCAGGUCCAAGUCAUCGGACGUAUUGGUUCUUGUUUGAAUCAUUGAAUGAAACAAUACGUGGAACAAUCUUACCCCGAUAUUCAGAGGAAGAUGAAAUACGCAUGGUCGAAAGAUACGCCAAUGAUCACGUAGGAGAUUCGACAACUUUUCGGGGCGUCUAUCAACAUCGUUUAAGGUCUGCAUUAUUACCGAUGGAGGAAUUCGUCUCGACGAGAUGGAGUUAUGAUCGAAUCAUAACAAUUGGCGAUUCUGCGCAUAAGAUUGAUCCCAUAUCUGGCCAAGGUGGAAACAACGCGAUAGAAGAUGCAGCAACUCUCGUUAACUCCAUCACCCGCUGGCUUAGUAGUCAUCAUUCUCGCGAAGAAUCCAUAGCAAUAAUUUUAUCUACAGUUCAAACAAGUCGGAUAGAUCGAAUGAGGCAGCUUGCUAAGGAGGCACAUCUGCUACAAAGCAUACUCACUCGAAAAGCGUUCGCUUCACAGAUCGUUUCGAAAUACUUGGUGCCAGCACUCGGCAUAGAUAAGAUACUACUACGGCGAAUAAACGCAAUAUGUGUUGAGGCUCCGCAUAUAAAUGUGCUCCAAUACCUGCGAAAACACGCUCAACACCGUUCAAUGACGAGUUGUCAUCACGGCCAAAAAACAACCAACGAUCACGAAAGAGUAGUUGGAAUAUAUUCAUUGGGUUUAUGCUCAUCUGCUGCUAUUCUCUCAUGUUUCAUCAUUCGCCAUUUUUUGGAUAUUUCUUGUCUUAAGCAGUAA